UGGAAAGCCCUGAUGAUGCUUAGCCGCCGCUGCUGCUGCUGCCGGUGGAGGCUUUAUUUACACAGAACUCUCUUAAACUGUUCCGUGCUACUCAAACACACUCACAGAACGACAAAAAAAAACCUACAAAAUCAAUAUCUUCUUAAAGAAGUUGAAGCCACUUUAAAGCAGGAGAGCGCUAAAAUCAUGAACGUUUGGUCGCUGCGUGGUUUCCUAGCAACCGGACUGAGAAGUUUUGAGAAGAGCACAAGGCUAACAUCGCUAACGCGUCGCUGGACAGAUGAUUUCGGUGUAAAAAGAGCAAAGGUACAGUGUUGUGUGCAGAAUUUGACAGGUUUGUGCUUUGAACUGGACCAUAGACAAAGAGAAAAUCUCCAUAGACGCCCCUGCGACUUGAGUGACAGACCGCGGCGACUCGUUUGCAAGAAGUUUAACUUACCAGCUGUGAGGGGUUAUUUCUGCUUACUGACUGUUGAACACAGCAGACGCAGCUGAAGAUGGUAGUACUGCUGUGUAUCACAAUACCAUGGUCAACAUCGCGGGAGCUCGUGCUUCUGAGGAGCGAUUUGAGUUGCAAACUGUCAUGGAUGCGUACUUUUCUGCUUCAGUAUAAUCCCGGGCACACGUGAUGCGCAAAUCACUUUUGUCAGCGACAUCUCUCAUUUGUCAGAGGGAAAUCCGUGCGUGUUUUCUUGCGCCUUAAGCUCGAAGCUUAACAUAUCUUCAUGUUUUUUUCUUUCUUUUAUUAUUGUUAAAAGAAACCACACAUUGAUCAACCAGAGUCGUCGCCGGCGCAGCAUGCCAACUUUUGCUCCCGUUGCUCUUGUCUCGUAGAGGAGGGAAUAGGAAACUGGAUGCCUGAAUGAAUGGGGAUCGCGCCUUGUGAAGGUUUCAGCUGUCAACAUCCUGCCAGUUUUAUGUGCUUGUCCAGACAGUUGAGUGUUUAUCGUUAUAAUUCGAAUAUCCGUUCGGAGCCAAGAACAAACAGACAUCAGAGAACGCGUCAUUAUAGACCGGCAAUGUCGAAGAAACGCAAAACUCCAGACGACGGUGGCGGCGGUGGGGAGCUCGCGGACACUGAGGAUUCCCUUCAGCAAGGUCUGACGGAUGAGAAAGUGAAGGCUUAUCUCUCCCUCCACCCGCAGAUGCUGGAUGAGUUUGUGCUGGAGAGCGUGAGCUCGGAGACGGUGGACAGAUGGCUGAAGCGGAAGAGCAGCACUCAGCCUGCAGAUGACUCCUCAGCUAAAGAAGUUAGCAGGCAGUACCAGGACACAAAUAUGCAGAGCGUCGUUUAUGAGCUCAACAGCUACAUGGAGCAGCGGCUGGACACUGGAGGAGACAACAAACUACUGCUCUAUGAGUUGUGCAACAUCAUUAAAACAGCCACUAAAGCUGACGGAUUUGCACUUUACUUCCUUGGAGAAUGCAACAAUAGUUUAUGUUUGUUCACUCCGACGGGGGCAAAAGAGGGGCUUCCUGGGCUCAUCCCCUCUGGUCCCAUUACGUUUGGGACCACCAUCGCCGCUCACGUUGCAAAGACACGCAAGACACUACUUGUAGAGGACAUCAUGGGGGACGAGAGGUUCCCUCAUGGCACAGGGCAGGACUCAGGGAUCCGUGUUCAUUCUGUUUUGUGUUUACCCAUCCUCACCGCCAUCGGAGACCUCAUCGCUAUCCUGGAGCUGCACCGCCACUUGGGUCGAGAGCCCUUCAACCUCAGCCACCAGGAGGUUGCAACAGCAAAUUUGGCCUGGGCAUCUGUAGCCAUACACCAAGUCCAGGUCUGCAGAGGUCUUGCCAAACAGACGGAACUCAAUGACUUUCUCCUAGAUGUGUCAAAAACAUACUUUGACAACAUAGUGGCAAUAGAUUCUCUACUUGAACAUAUCAUGAUAUAUGCAAAAAACCUGGUUAAUGCGGACAGAUGUGCGCUCUUCCAGGUGGAUCACAAUAACAAAGAGCUGUAUUCUGAUCUGUUUGAUAUCGGGGAGGAGAAUGAAGGGAAACCUGUCUUCAGGAAAACCAAAGAAAUUAGGUUUUCGAUUGAGAAAGGAAUAGCAGGUCAAGUGGCCCGAACAGGAGAAGUUUUGAAUAUUCCGGAUGCCUAUGCAGACCCCCGUUUCAACAGAGAAGUAGAUCUCUACACUGGCUACACGACGCGGAAUAUCCUGUGCAUGCCCAUAGUCAGCCGCGGGACUGUGAUCGGUGUUGUACAAAUGGUGAACAAGCUGGGAGGAAGUGCCUUCACUAAAACUGACGAGAACAACUUUAAGAUGUUCGCCGUCUUCUGUGCUUUGGCCUUACACUGUGCAAAUAUGUAUCACCGGAUAAGACAUUCAGAGUGCAUUUACCGGGUGACCAUGGAGAAGCUUUCGUACCACAGCAUCUGUACGUCAGAGGAGUGGAAGACCCUCACUCAACUCACCCUCCCUUCAGCCAUAUAUAAAGAGAUCGAACUGUUUCACUUUGACAUUGCACCGUUCGAGGAGCUGUGGCCUGCAAUAUUCGUAUACAUGGUUCAUAAUUCAUGUGGAAAAACCAGCUUUGAGUUGGAGAAACUGUGCCGCUUCACUAUGUCAGUGCGGAAAAAUUACAGAAGAGUUCCAUACCACAACUGGAAACAUGCUGUGACGGUGGCACACUGCAUGUACGCCAUUUUGCAAAAGACCACUGGGAUUUUUACUGAGCUUGAGAGGAAAGGGUUGCUGAUUGCCUGUUUAUGUCAUGACCUGGACCACCGCGGCUACAGUAACAGUUACCUGCAGAAGUUUGACCAUCCGCUGGCAGCCCUGUAUUCCACAUCCACCAUGGAACAGCAUCAUUUUUCACAGACCGUGUCCAUCCUGCAGCUGGAAGGGCACAAUAUUUUCUCCAACCUGACUUCCGGUGAGUAUGAACAGGUGCUGGAGAUCAUCAGGAAGGCCAUCAUUGCCACAGACCUCGCUCUGUACUUCGGCAACCGCAAGCAGCUGGCUGAACUGCUGUCUACAGGGGCGCUCGACCUGAACAACCGCGCUCACAGGGACCGUGUGAUUGGUCUGAUGAUGACCGCCUGUGAUCUCUGCUCUGUUACCAAAUUAUGGCCCGUCACAAGACUCACAGCCAAUGACAUCUACGCCGAGUUCUGGGCUGAGGGAGAUGAAAUGAAGAAGAUUGGAAUGCAGCCUAUCUCCAUGAUGGACAGGGAUAAAAAGGAUGAGGUACCCCAGGGCCAGGUGGGGUUUUACAAUGCAGUGGCUAUUCCCUGUUACACCACUCUGUCUGAGCUGUUUCCUCCCUCCGUUCCUUUGCUUGAAGCUUGCAGGGAAAACCUGUCCCAGUGGGAGCGCAUUGUGCAAGGGGAGGACGUCUCUGCGUGGUCAUCAACCGAGGAGGCUGAAGUGAGCGAAACAUCAGACAGUGGACCAGUUAAAGUGGACAACUGAAUCUGUGGCACCUUUCCCACAGCACCACCCACAACCUGCCAGAGACACUGGACUUCCUGUGGACAGUCCCACUUCCUGCAGAGACGGGAGGAAGUGCAGAGGGCAGGCGGACGAGGAUACUUUCAGAAAAAAAAUAAACAAAACAUAAUGUUACCUCAGCGGGUGAUGGAGGCGCACACUCUAAUGACAUCAGGGCUCCCUUGUUGAUGGCUGGGACUCAAGUCCGGUUCAGCAGAAUGGGCGUCAUUAUUGGCAGUACUUUCCCUUAAGAGGUUGCUUUCUUUUAGGCUUUCUUUUUCAGUUUAUUUCGUGGUCUUACGUUUUGAAGAGGCCUUAAAAACGAACCCGAGUUACGAUCUGACUCGUAACCAGAAGACGGUUCGUCUAGUUUAAUAUGGUACAUUUUAUCCUGCUGUGGUCGAAAACGUUGUACGCGAAGCUACUUGAGUGGAUUUCUUUUUUUAAAGAUAGACACAAGGAAUGUUUAGUCAAAGUUAAGGUGCAUGAGGCACAAAAAAAACAUCGUUCUGGUGGAUGUUUUCUAUCAUAUUUUGAGCAAAGCUGUUUUGCAGUACUUGAAUGAAGAAAUACAGCCUA
Molecule: messenger RNA, 4022 nt
Organism: Danio rerio (zebrafish)
Lineage: Eukaryota; Metazoa; Chordata; Actinopteri; Cypriniformes; Danionidae
Source: RefSeq, a predicted model, not a curated record